Molecule: messenger RNA, 2364 nt
Organism: Coprinopsis cinerea okayama7#130
Lineage: Eukaryota; Fungi; Basidiomycota; Agaricomycetes; Agaricales; Psathyrellaceae
Exons: 6
Coding region: 1-2364 (787 amino acids)
Source: RefSeq, a predicted model, not a curated record
AUGAACCGCCCCAGCCUGCAACCGUUAAUCACGACGGGUUGGCGGCACGACACCAAGUCACCUACCUCCGGGCAUGCACAAGCCAAACCGCAUCUACAUUCUCCAGGUCAUGAAGGACACAGUCCAGUUUACCCGCCCUACCGGGAGCGCGAAAAUCGACCCCCUCGCCUCCAACUCAAUAUCGCCAGCCACUGCAAUUCAAGUCAUGGCUUCAAGCGGUCCCCUGGUAACACAAGGUCGCCAUCACCUUCCCUGAAACCACGACUGGAUCCACAAGUUCACCAUCGAAGCAGUCCUCUGCCCUUUGAUACCCAUGUCCAAGUUCACCCAGGCCACCCUUCACCUGUGCCCUCACCUGUACUGGUGGCUUAUCCUCAGUACGCUCACCAUGGACCUAAUCUUUAUCCACCAUUUGAACAAUACUGGGUUGACCCUGGUCAUCACCAGCGCUUUAACGACAUCGUCGGAUUCCCGCCAGUGGCGAUUCCCCCGCAUUCGCCUUUGCCUUUCCAAUACCACAACGGCACUGGGGUGCCAUUGGUAGGAGCAACAUCUCCCGUUCCUUUUCCACAAGACUUCGGCCAAAGCCAUUUCCCCCCACCCCAGGAAUGGCAACAAGGGCACUGGACCCAAUUCAACCAGCACAAUGUGAUGCCCUCAAACCAUUUCAGUGGCCCACCUGUUCAAAUGCACAGUGGUUCUCCUUAUCAACCCCAACCUCAGAUGCACGCUCUACCGCGCUCUCGCAGCGCAGAAUACCUGGCGCCCCCUGGAAUGCAAGGUCAUCCUAUUCACCAGCGUCCUCAUUCUGCCCAACCGACUUCUGGACAAUUGCCACACGUCGCCGCUCCCGGCUGUGGUCCACCGGCGACAAGCAACACCCCGGGCACGCCGGUUCAAGGUCGAAAGACUAGUCCCGCCAGAGUCAGUCCACCGCGGAUAAGGGUACCAACAAAUCCCAACCUCCCCGCCAAGCUUCUCGACCCUGCUGAAGCCCCUCGUAUUUCGUGGAGUGUCCCUGCCUCGCCUAUGGACGAUGGCUGUAGUGAAUUCGAAAGAGACGUCAGGGGGUCUCCUGGGUCUCCAAUGUCACCGCCAAGCCUUUCAGAUCGUCCUCGAGCCCCUGCCUCUGCUUGUUCGCUAUUCUCUGCGAGCGACCCCGUGCACCCUACCACUCCUACUCGUAAGAGCUCGCCGCAAGGGACCAGUUCGCCUGGCCAUCGACCGGGCGUCAUAGCGAGACCCCCAGGGCUUGUCGUGGUCAGACCUCCGACGCCCACCAGCUCCCCGCCGCCACCUAUCAAUCACUCCUCUCCGACAAGGACCAGCGCACAAUCCCUUAGUGUCCCUAACGAGACAUCGUCCUCGCCAAUUUACCGCACCCCAACCGGGUCCAAGCGGUCGUAUUCACUGCAAAGCCCUUCCACAAGGAUACUGGACUCGGCGCCUGGCUCGCCCCAGUCGUUCACAAGUCCUAGUUCGGGCCGUCGACGAACGACCUAUCCGACAAUUGCAGGGCUUACGAUUGUCCUUGAUGAAGGCACGCCGAGGAAGCAGAAGACCUCGCCUCCUCGUAGGGUGGAUGAUACUCUCCUUCAUCCGUUCAAGUCGGCGAGACCGAAGAGUGUCAAGGUUGAGCCUAUUGCGUCUGAGUUGCGGCCUGCAGCUAAGCAAACCCGUGAGGAGAACUGGGCCAAAGACGACGAGAUCGCAGGGAAAGAUGGUGGGGUGCAAGGCGACCCUUCCCCUGUUCCCCCUGCUCCACCUAAACCGGCUCAUACAAACUUGAAGGGAUGGGGAAAGCUGCAAACCGUCACCUUCCCCUUGAACGAAGUAGCUACGCCAUUCAUCCCAUUCACUCUCCACCCUGCAGUCCACGGGCACAAGUCCAAUACUAGGGGCAUCCCACUUGCAGCGUUGGACGCUAGGCGGGCUGGUGAUCUCCGGAUUCUGGGCGCCAGAGCAAGGCCGUUGAAGCAUGUCCAAGAGAGGUUUAUUGAGCUGGAUCUCCGAUAUGGCGAUCUUCCGAGGAAGAAAGUGAUUGUUCCUACUCGGUUUUUGUAUGGCGAUAGUAUAAGCCAACAGGACCUCGCUAUGGCUGUUGGCAGGGUGUGUCGCAACUACCUUGAUGAACAUGUCGACGAGUGUGGUGUCCCAGUGAUGGAGUACACCUACCUGCAAGGAAUCGUCGAGACCAAGGACGGAAUUUGGAAACCCCUCAUCCUAGAUUACUUCCCCUUCUACUUUGGCAGGGAGAAGACGCCUGAAUCGGCCGGCUCGUCUGAGGAGUCUUGGUUCGGUGAUGAUGAAGACGACACUGACGAGUCGGAUGACACUGACUUUUCAUCGCCAGUUGGGUGCUAG